AUGCGCGACGAUUCGAGACUGAUAAUUAUCAGUCUCAUCGUUGCUGGAGUUAAACGACCACUUCGAGCGCUGUUGGAUUCGGGUGCAUCCAACAACUUCUUUCGAGCAUCAUGUUUGUCCCUUCUCCCGUCGACAGUUACGGUUCGAGAAGGUCCAGGUGACAUCGUUGUCAAACUUGCUGAUGGACAACCACAGCGUGUCCCGCGUAAAACAGUGGUUUUGCCGUACACGUUCGACGGCUUCCAAAGUAAUGACGAAUUUUUGGUGUACGAGAUGAAUUAUGCAUUCGAUUGCAUCUUGGGGAUACCGUGGCUGUCACGAUAUCAGCCGACGAUAGACUGGCUAUCUCGGUCCGUCAAACGACGAAGCGGUUACGACGUAAGUGAAGUUUUCACUCAUCUGUUGGUAGCGCCAUCCGAUUGGCCUCACGUCAGGGUCGUGAACGAACUCGCCACGACUAGAAGUCAGCACAGAGAGAGCGAUGGCCCUCUGUGUCCGGUAUGUUCAGUCACACUGAUAGAACCACAACACGAGGCGGUUGAACAGAGGUUCCCGCAAACCCAGACAUCGGUCGAGCAGGGGCUCCCGAUUCACAACGAGACGGUCGAACAGAGGUUCCCGCAAACACAGACAUCGGUCGAGCAGGGGCUCCCGAUUCACAACGAGGCGGUCGAACAGAGGUUCCCGCAAACACAGACAUCGGUCGAGCAGGGGCUCCCGAUUCACAACGAGGCGGUCGAACAGGGGUUCCCGCACACACGGACAUCGGUCGAGCAGGGGCUCCCGAUUCACAACGAGGCGGUAGAACAGGGGUUCCCGCACACACGGACUUCGGUCGAGCAGGGGUUCCCGAGUUCUAGCGAGGCGGUCGAGCAGGGGCUCCCGCAUACACACACAACGGCCGAGCAGAGGCUCCCGAUUGUAACCGAGGUGGUCGAGCAGAGGCUCCCACAUACAUCUGAGGCGGUCGAAGACGAGCUCCCGCCUCUUAUCGACGAGAAUGAACGGGCUGUGGACUUAAAUGUGAACGACGUGGUGGAGACAGAGCUCCCACGUCUAGUGAGGGGUACUUCAUCCUCCAGCGACAGCGACGUUCCAGCCUCGAGCAGUGGCUCAAGACGCAAGAGAAAGCGUAAACGCAAGAAAGGUGCACGCCGAUCACCAAGACGACGAAAUUCUCGCUCAAGCGCCGUUGACGAUGAUACUGUAUUGACGGAAUCCGUUUGUGCGCUUGAUUAUGUGGAAGGGUCUUCACAUCGUGGCCGCUACGUUGAGGUAGCGAGCCCUCCGUGCACUGUUGCAGAGAUCACAUCUCUAUUAACCCUACCAUGGAAAGAUUUUCUUCACGACCUCAAGGCCGGCGACAUCGAGCAAGUGUGCAUCAUAUCAGCCGCCGAAGCAGCUAGUGGAGAAGUUCUGGAGGCUCGCCCAAAGAGCGCUGAGCCCAAAUCAGCGCGCGAAGAACGUUUCGUGGCACAGUCUUGGGAAGCCCUUCGUGCUUCGGGCAACCCUGUCUAUGAUAUCGCGCGUGAGUAUGCCGACAUCUUUCCGGAGAAUAUCCCCGCUGAGCUUCCAGCGGAUCGUGGUGUGCGACACGAGAUCGAUCUCGUGCCAGGAUCGAAGUAUUGCGUGACGCGGCAGUGGCCGCUACCGCGUGACCAAGUCAUCGCAAUUGAUGAAUUUUUUUAG
This is a messenger RNA of Peronospora matthiolae, 1689 nucleotides long. The record is from the annotation of a GenBank genome assembly. Lineage: Eukaryota; Oomycota; Peronosporomycetes; Peronosporales; Peronosporaceae.